AUGACGAGAACACAAUUCAGGACUCUUCCGCAAUCUCGUGUUUCAAUAAUCGAAUAUCGAAAGGUGGAGGGUUCCUACAAGUUCAAUUCGCUGGCAUGUGAUGUUAUUAAACCAGAGCUGGGAUAUAUUCAAGAGUGCGCCAUUAAGGCAGUCGAUAGGAAGCGUAAUAUGAUCAAUAUUGUGGCGUAUCUUAACAAAAGCAUUACAGACUUUGAAAUCCAAUUUAGAAUGGUGAAACGCGAAAGCGGUGGCUGGCAUCCUUUUCUAUAUGAAAUGAGAGUAGAUGCUUGCAAGUUCUUCAGUAACCGCAGAAGGUUAUUUAUUCCCAAUUUAAUAUACUCAGCUCUAAAGCGUUUUACGAAUGUUAAUCACACAUGUCCGUAUUUGGCUGGUACCGUUUUGAGUCUGUGGAAUUGGAGCCCAGUUGAAGCGAAAGUUUUAGAGAAAUUUCCCGUAGAAUUCGGUCAAUAUGGAUUACAAACAACUUGGUACUCAGGCAAAAUGCGUGUUGUGGAGAUUAAUGGCUCAGUUUUAUAUUUUAAAUGAUUUAUAGUUAUUUAAUAUUAUGAUUUUCAAGCUCAAAGAAUUAUAGUUGCUGUGCCUUUUUUGGGAAAUUCGC
Molecule: messenger RNA, 619 nt
Organism: Drosophila guanche
Lineage: Eukaryota; Metazoa; Arthropoda; Insecta; Diptera; Drosophilidae
Exons: 4
Coding region: 1-546 (181 amino acids)
Source: RefSeq, a predicted model, not a curated record